Vigna radiata var. radiata (mung bean) is the source of this 711-nucleotide messenger RNA. Its product is annotated as glycine-rich RNA-binding protein 4, mitochondrial-like. Lineage: Eukaryota; Viridiplantae; Streptophyta; Magnoliopsida; Fabales; Fabaceae. The record is from RefSeq and is a predicted model, not a curated record. The transcript has 4 exons. Gene Ontology annotation, molecular function: RNA binding. The coding region runs from base 121 to 435 and encodes 104 amino acids.
AUUCGCAAUCUUUCUUUUCACUCUUAGUCGUAAGGAACAGAAUAGCUUAGAAGCUUCUUGUUUCUUUCUAAGUCCGCGAAAAACACUUUAAUGUGUUUAAGAUAUUGAAAGUUCACAGUCAUGCAAUUAACGAAAGGCAACCCUCUUCUUUUCCCCUUAUCUAGAUUUCUGUGUGCGCGUCAUCAUUCAUCAGCCAAAUUGUUUGUCGCAGGACUUUCCUGGGAUACCAAUGAAUCGAUUCUGAGAGAUGCCUUUGAAAAACAUGGGAAAAUCAUUGAAGUUAGAGUAAUAUGUGAUCAUGUGACUGCGAAAUCAAGAGGUUAUGGAUUUGUGCGGUUUGAUUCUGAAACUGCAGCUGAUACAGCUCGCAAAGAGAUGAAUGGCCAGAUACUGGAUGGCAGACGCAUUCGGGUUACUUAUGCACACAAAGGCUAGGGACUAAGUCCGUCAAACAAUUCAUGGUUGAAGCAUUAUUAUCUAAGUUUUGCAUUGUGUCUUUCUUUGUGAAUUUCUGAGUUAUUCUUGUUUUAAGAUUAGAUAGUUCUGUUGUCCCAUUAUUAUUUGAAAACACAUGUUAUAUUCUGAGGACUUUGACAUCAUGGCCAAGUUGCGGUUUGAUUUUUCUUUUUCUUUUUGCCGUAAAAUGUUACUGAUGGCCAAAUGAUAAGUAAUGUGCACUGACAGUAACCAUUUGAAACUUACGUUUAGUUU